Penicillium verrucosum is the source of this 1575-nucleotide messenger RNA. RefSeq lists its product as uncharacterized. The coding region runs from base 1 to 1575 and encodes 524 amino acids. The transcript is spliced from 2 exons. The record is from RefSeq and is a predicted model, not a curated record. Lineage: Eukaryota; Fungi; Ascomycota; Eurotiomycetes; Eurotiales; Aspergillaceae.
AUGACAGGAACUUCACUGUCUAAACCUGGUGUUACACCUCCAACCAAGCUUCAAUUAGCCCUAGCAUUGGCUGUUCUCAAGGGAAAACCACCAGGCCAAAGCGUGAAAGACUACAUUUUGCAAGUUCGACAGUUCAUUAAAAAGACCAAAGAUUUGGACCAAGGUGUUAUGACGGACAAGUUCUUUGACAGCGUCUCCUUCUGGCAACAAGCAUACGAACGAUCCGAGGCAGGACAAAGCAAGCUACAAGAUCAAGUUCAUGAACUUAACCAGCGUAUUGAGGGCCUUCUUGCCAAACUGCAUGCCAAAGGCAUUGGAAAUGAAAAUGAGAGUGUGCCGGCGAACAAACGAAAGGCGCCUGCAGCUGCCAAGAAUGCGAAUAGUUCGAAUACGGCUAGGAAACGCACAAAGCUACCCAAAAGUCUGCAGAAAAGCAUCCCAUUGAUGGACGGUGAAGAUUCAGGAGAAGAAGAUGAUGGUACUUGGUUCCCCUUUCGCAAACGAGUCACCAUGAUAACUAAUGUCAUUGUAGUCUUAUGUCUUAACAGACAGCUGCAUACUGUCCAGAAAGCCCUACAAAGAAGGGCAACCAGUAGUGCUGAAACCAAUUCCCUGGCCGUGGAUGCAGCUAUUCUCUGCAAAUCUGCAGAGCAGAGACUAAUCCAAACCAUCCAGAACGAGAUCAGUAUGACGGGACAGAAACCUUCCCAAACCGAGCAGGCCAAUACGCCGGAUACAGAUACUGUUAUCAAAGGUGUGACAGUUGCUUUCCAUCUCACACACAAAGCGUUGCACAAAAUAGCUGGAGCCGAGAAUGGCAUACAGCACCAAGGUCAGGCCAUCUUCUACCUAGUAGGUCUUUUUGAAUCAACCAUGACAGCACUCACUCUCCAUUGCACUGCACUAUCCAAGCAAAAACCAGUCACCAAAACCAAAUCGGGCAGAGACUCGAAGUCAGUCACCGGAACCGAGGAACAAAACAAACGUACAAAAGAGAAGAGUUCACCUACCAAGAAUGAGAUAGCCUCCCACCUCGCAGACCUGCUCUGCACGAUGGCACUAUCCCUCAAUCUAACCCGUACCGAAGACAAAGAAGUAAUGGAAGGGUUUCUAUUUUUGGUCCUCGAUCGCAUGGGCAAAGUGCUAGCUCUCCACGUCUUCCAUGACCUGCGACUGCCAAUGGGCCUCUGCCCCGGGAUGACAUUCCCAGAUGGACUGGAAGCAAUGACCGACGAGGGUCUUAUGCCGAACGAGGCACAACUGGAAGCCAAGUAUCUCGUUCGGCUUCUCGAUAGAAUGCUUAACUCUGAAUCCCGUGAAUCGGCCCUCGAGGCAUCGGCUGCUCGUCAAUUUGUUGGAAAUGCCAAAGAUCGUCUGCAAAAGACUCUCCUCCGGGCUGUUUUCGGACCUGAUGAUCGUUUGUUUCGGGAGGGUCUGCGGCGUCCGCAUACCCCGCCUCCUCAGGUACUUGAUGAUCAACAUAUGGAUCAGGAGAAGUUUUCGGAUUGGCUUACACAGGAGCUGUGGCGGCUAGUUGGUUGGGAUGUGUUGAGGACUGUGCUUGCUUCAACCUAA